This is a messenger RNA of Melanotaenia boesemani (Boeseman's rainbowfish), 1829 nucleotides long. It is a transcript of the gene gda, whose product is annotated as guanine deaminase. The record is from RefSeq and is a predicted model, not a curated record. Bases 60 to 1424 code for a protein of 454 amino acids. Gene Ontology annotation, cellular component: cytosol. The transcript has 14 exons. Lineage: Eukaryota; Metazoa; Chordata; Actinopteri; Atheriniformes; Melanotaeniidae. Gene Ontology annotation, biological process: guanine catabolic process. Gene Ontology annotation, molecular function: zinc ion binding; guanine deaminase activity.
AAGCCGCUCUAUUGCAGCAGGUACCUCACCCUUUCAAUUGAGACUGAUCUGGUGGAAUCAUGGCAAACUCUGAGAGAUGCAGAACUACAGUUGCGUCCGUCUACAGGGGAACAUUUCUCCACUCGACCACAAAAACGGCGCUACAGAUCUUGGAGGAUGCUCUCCUGGGGGUGAAUACUGAGGGAAAGAUUGCUUUCGUUGGGGAAGGCUAUGAGUUAGAAAAACUUUCUCAGACCUUUGGAUUCAGCCCAUCUGAGGUCAUUCAGCUGGCACAACAUGAGUUCUUUAUGCCAGGAAUGAUAGACACCCACAUCCACGCAUCCCAGUACAGCUAUGCUGGUACAGCCUUGGACAUGCCUUUACUCCAGUGGCUUAACACCUACACCUUCCCUGUGGAGUCUCGCUUCAAAGACUUAGAGUUUGCCAAGAAGGUCUACACUCAAGUAGUGAAAAGAACACUGAGAAAUGGAACCACUACUGCAUGCUACUUUGCCACCAUUCACACAGAUGCCUCACUUCUCUUGGGUCAGAUUGCAAAUGACUUUGGCCAGCGUGCACUGGUGGGCAAGGUGUGUAUGGACAGAAACAACUCUGUGAAGCUUUACAAAGAAACCAGCCAGGAGUCUCAAGAUGAAGCCUAUCGGUUCAUCAAAGAGCUGUUGAACAGAAAGUAUCCUUUAGUGAAGCCAGUGGUGACGCCCCGUUUUGCUCCAUCCUGCACAGAAGCCCUCCUUACACAACUGGGAGCAAUUGCUAAGAAUAACAACCUGCACAUUCAGAGUCAUAUCAGUGAAAACAAUGAGGAGGUGGAGCUUGUAAAGGACCUGUUUCCUGGCUCAGAAUCUUACACAGAUGUUUAUCACAAAUGCAACCUGCUUACAAACAAGACAGUGAUGGCCCAUGGCUGCCACCUCAGUGAUAAAGAGUUGGCUCUGUUCAGGGAGACAGGAGCCUCUUUGUCCCACUGCCCCAAUUCCAACAUUUCGUUGUGCAGUGGUGUGUUAAAUGUCCGCAAUGUCCUGAAUCACAAAGUGAAAGUGGGACUUGGAACAGAUGUAGCAGGGGGCUACUCUUCUUCUGUACUUGAUGCUGUAAGGAAAGCUAUUGAUGCAUCCAAAGUCCUGACCAUCCAGAACCCAGGACACAAAACUCUCUCCUUUGAGGAGGUUUUCAGGCUGGCCACACUGGGUGGCAGUCAAGCUCUGUCCCUGGACGAUCAAACAGGAAACUUUGAAGUGGGCAAAGACUUUGAUGCCCUGAGGGUUAAUGUGGCUGCUCCUGGUGGACCCAUCGACCUGAUUCAGCAUGAGGAACCAAAGAUUCUUUUGGAAAAGUUUUUGAAUCUAGGUGAUGAUCGUAACCUUGUGGAGGUGUUUGUUGCUGGGAGGAAGGUGGUGCCGUUCACAGAGCCAGGAUCAGAGUAAAUCGCUCAGUAUCAGAUGGACUGAUUUUUUUUUUUUCUUUUUAAGGAUAAGGAAUAAUAAUGAAUUUUAAUAAGGUAAUAAAUAUUUCAGACUUAGAUGUAAAAAGAUGCAAGUCAGUGGAGUUCAUAGCAGCCUGAGGUCAGCUAAACUUUAUUCAGGCUGCUCCUGUGGGCUUUUAAUGGGGAAAGAAGGGACUUAGAAAGUGCUGUAAAAUUUGCACUUUUCACCAAAUUGUUGCUAACAGUUAACCAGAUGCCUUUUUCUCGUACACCAACUUUAGCUAAUAAAUAAGGUACUUUUUUUACUGUCCUUUUUGUUCACAUAAACAUCUGUCUUUUUUACACCUACCUAUUUAAAAUAACAGAUACAAAUGCAGAUUGCUAUGGUCUUUAUACUGUGGUAAAA